Molecule: messenger RNA, 327 nt
Organism: Synchytrium microbalum
Lineage: Eukaryota; Fungi; Chytridiomycota; Chytridiomycetes; Synchytriales; Synchytriaceae
Exons: 3
Coding region: 1-327 (108 amino acids)
Biological process (GO): tRNA thio-modification; protein urmylation
Cellular component (GO): cytoplasm; nucleus
Molecular function (GO): protein tag activity
Source: RefSeq, a predicted model, not a curated record
AUGAGCGAGUCAGCAAAAGAGACCCAAAGCUUAAAGUUGAAGAUCCAGUUCAGUGGAGGUGCCGAGUUGCUCUUUGGUAAUCAAAAGCAGAUAUCAGUAUGUAUACCGUCUGAUAGCACGAGUCCACCGACCGUCAAGGAAUUAUUGGUGCAUUUGAAGCUUCAUCAUCUGAAGGAACGACCAGAGUUGUUUGUGCAAGGAGACACGGUGCGGCCUGGUAUCCUAGUGCUAAUCAAUGGUGCCGAUUGGGAAAUAAUGGGGGGACUAGAGUAUGUUCUCAAUGAUGGGGAUGAAGUAGUCUUCAUAUCUACGUUGCAUGGAGGAUAG